Messenger RNA from Amoebophrya sp. A25, 849 nucleotides. Lineage: Eukaryota; Dinophyceae; Syndiniales; Amoebophryaceae. The record is from the annotation of a GenBank genome assembly.
AGAACAUCAGCUUCCCGGAUUAGAUCGGGCCGCAACCCAUGUCCGCCCAGAUGAAUUAGAGCUAGAAUUAUGGUCGACUUUUAGUAUUCAUCUCACCUACCAUCUUGCCACUCUUCUCGCCCCCUGUGCUGCCAUGAAAUUCAAGGGUUUGCAAGGGCAUCAAGAUGGGGGAACCAACAGCAACACCAAGAUGAAUGCUGCUUCGCGCACUUCUCUAAGAGAAGGGCUGAAAGAUAUACGCGUUCUCGCGUUGCUUGCGCAAGAGCUGGGCAGCUUCGUACAUAAGCAAGAUGGACUAGUGCAGCUGGGCUCAGGCCCACAAAACAUCGCAGAAAACAUGCAAGCCCAAAGUUGAGGCGAGCGGUGGCUCAUAGUCGUAAUUUAGUUUUCAAAGCUACUUAUAGUUCUAAUUUUUCAUAGUAUAACUUUUCCUUUUGCAGGGGUAGCAUGGUCUUUUGUUUAAUCGCCAGCUAGUCCUCCACUCACAUUAAUCGCUCGUUAUACAUUGAUAUCGCAACUUUUUGCGAACUGCUCUUCUAAGAGAAAAUGGUGAACAGCGUAAAAGAGAAAAGGAGCCAGGACUUACGGCGGCAGUUAAGGCUCGAGGCAAUAUAGUUCUGACGGCCAUUUUCUUCCCUUUUCUUCUUAGGAUUCUGAGGAAAUGAAAGGCAAGAAGUGAAUUACUUUGAGCUCUAAAGUUAGAGGACGUGGGCAGUGUCAGAGAAGAUCGAGGAGCCCUCAUGAAAGAGGCAGCAAACAUGAUCCUGGGAAAGUGGAUGCGCUUAGCGUUCUUCAUAGCGUACUACUCUGGCUCUGGCCGAGGUGAGCUCAGUAAAGCAGCUUCAAAAA